AUGCAAGGGGAGUUCAGUGGUCUUAAAACUCUUAUUUUGAAUGAGAAUCCAUCAGCUUUUUAUGUUCAUUGUUUUGCUCACCAACUUCAACUUGAUCUUGUAGCUGUCGCAAAGAAACAUAUUCUAGUUGCUUAUCUUUUUAGUGUGGUAACUAUGGUGAUAAAUGUCGUUGGAUGUUCUUCUAAGCAUUGUGAUAUUCUUAGAGAAAAGCAAGAUGUUAUUAUUUCUGAAGCACUCAAGUGUGGUGACAUUUCAAGUGGAAGAGGGCUAAAUCAAGAAACCAAUCUUAAACGUAUUGGUGAUACUCAUUGGGGUUCACAUUAUGCUACAUUGGUAAGCUUGAUUAACUUAUUCUCCCCUAUAGCUAAUGUUCUUCAAAUAAUAGUAGACGAUGGCCGAGCAAACUCUGAACCAAGGUUUGAAGCAAGUAAUUUAUUGUCUUUGAUGUUAACAUUUGAUUUUAUAUUCAGUCUACAUUUAAUGAAAGCAUUGUUGGGAAUAACAAAUGAAUUGUCAAAAGCACUACAGAGAAAAGAUCAAGAUAUUGCAAAUGCCUUGAAAUUAGUGGAAAUUUGCAAGAAAAUAUUACAAGCAAUGAGAGACAAUGAAUGGGAUUCCUUUCUUAAUCAUGUCUCAACCUUUUGUGCUAAAUAUAAUGUGGAUGUUCCUGAUAUGGAUGAUACAUUUGUUGCCCAAGGUCAUUUACGGCGCAAAACUCAAGAAAUGACAAAUUUACAUCACUAUCGUGUGGAAUUCUUUUUUGUUGUUAUUGAUAUCCAACUUCAAGAGCUAAAUGAACGUUUCAAUGAGUUUGUCCGGUUUUCUGAGUAUUAUCCCAAAGAUUUUUCUACUUUUGAGCUUAUGAUACUCGAUGAUCAACUUGAAACUUACAUUAUUGAUGUACGUUCUACUAAGAAGUUCUUGGGUUUAAAAAGUAUUGGCGAUCUUGCUCAAAAAAUGGUCGAGACAAAGAAAAAUAUUGUCUAUCCAUUGGUGUAUCGACUUAUUACAUUGGCAUUGAUUCUACCUGUUGUUACUGCUACAGUGGAAAGAGUAUUUUCUUCUAUGAAUAUUUUGAAAAAUAGAUUGCGUAAUCGAAUGGGAGAUCAAUGGAUGAAUGAUUUUUUACUUGUGUACAUUGAAAAAUACAUCUUCAAUAGCCUUGACAAUGAGGUUAUCAUGCAACGAUUUCAAAACAUGAAAACCCAUUGA
Humulus lupulus (European hop) is the source of this 1212-nucleotide messenger RNA. RefSeq lists its product as uncharacterized. The record is from RefSeq and is a predicted model, not a curated record. The transcript has 2 exons. Bases 1 to 1212 code for a protein of 403 amino acids. Gene Ontology annotation, molecular function: protein dimerization activity. Lineage: Eukaryota; Viridiplantae; Streptophyta; Magnoliopsida; Rosales; Cannabaceae.